UACUUUAUCGUACUUUAUCGACGACACUUCGACAAUAAUGAUUUAUUUCAUUGACCUAAUCUGAUUAUGGGCAGUUAAACUAAUAUCAACGGUCGAUGCAUGAGUCUGGAUAGCACCUGCUAUUGCUCCUACCAUUACCAUGGAGGACAUGCAACUCCCCAUGUUGACUACACAAUUGAUAUACUAAUCAACGAUGCAUUAUAUCUCGACCUAUAUAUAUAGCCAUGCAAAUGCGCCAACAUCGAUAUAACCACAUCUAGUAUAUAAUAUACCCGAACAGAUGGCGGUAUCAACUACCAGAGCACUAACAUCCUCACCCAUCGCGACAACCCCGCUGCCUCUUUUUGCAAACUGUCCACCAAUUUUUGUUCUCCCCACUCGCCUUGACCUGGAAACCCUUCAUUCUAUUGAAGAAGAGCUCACCAGGCAUGCAGCCUCUCUGACAUAUGACAUUUCCGAGGCUAGAAUCGUGCUCGGCACAAUUGUGCAGCGAAAGCGGGCAGCUCUAGAGUUAAGGACGAGGGGUGUUUGGACCGAGGAAGUUUUGCCAGUGCCAGUGGCUACGGUAAAGGAGGCCGGUGAGCCCCCUUUGAAGAGGCGUCGAAUAGGGCUAGAUUUUAAAGAGGCUGGUCAGGAGAUUUUGGACUUGAGGACGGAGUCUGAGUCGGAGCGUGGGUCUCCGAAAGAGAAGCUGCGAAGGCUGUCGCGGUCGUCUAAAAGUACGGAAACAGAUGAUGGGCAGGAACCCAUUUUCCAGGAACAAAAAAAUACAGAUUUGUUUCAGGAAGGACAUAUCAAAGUCCUCAAACUGGAAUGGGUAGCUCAAUCCAUCAAAGCAGGAAAAGCUCUUCCACUUGAUCCAUUUGUUAUCUACCAUGGCAAAAUCACCGCUCGACCCGAAGAUCUUCAAACGUCGAAAGCGAAGCUAAAAACGACAACGUCAACACUCCAUCAAUCAGAGAGCAUCAUCACGCGCGCAAUCCAAGAUGCAGCCUCCCAGCCGGCAGCAGUUCCGAAUCCGUAUAGCUCAAAAUUUGGACCCAGAAGAUCAAAACAGCCGCAAGGGUCUCAAGCAAGCCAAUCCCAUCCUCCUCCGACAUUGUAUCGCCAAACAACCUCAGAGCAUGACCAGAGCAUUCCCAUCCCCCCUGCCCCGGAAUGGGUGAAAGACGGUGUACUGUAUGCCUGCAUGCAUUCUGCGCCUUCGCACCCACCAAAUGAGCAGUUUAUUAAUCAAUUGGUGAAGAUCCGCACUGUGCGCGAGCUUACCCUAGAUCAGAUCGGGGUGCGUGCCUAUAGUACUUCGAUUGCAGCGAUAGCUGCUUAUCCAUAUGAAAUCCGUAGUCCAGUGGAGAUCCUAUCCCUCCCCGGCUGCGAUGCCAAAAUUGCCAACCUUUUUAUGGAAUAUAGGAAUAAUGCUGAUGGGACGCUUGAGGCAGCCGCAGUCCUUGAUAAAGACCCAGCGAUCAGUAUCAUCUACCAGUUUUAUAGAAUAUGGGGCGUCGGCGCCAAAACGGCGAGGGAGUUUUACUAUCAACGCCAGUGGCGUGACCUGGAGGAUCUCAUUGAACAUGGCUGGAACAGUCUUUCUCGCGUCCAGCAGAUUGGGUUGAAAUUCUAUGACGAAUUUCUCGCUGGCAUUCCUCGCUCCGAAGUCACUGAUAUUGCGAAAAUUAUUCAUAAGCAUGCACAUCUCGUUCGACCAGGUUGUGACUAUGACGGUCAGGGGAUUGAAUGUAUCGUCGUCGGUGGUUAUCGUCGUGGCAAGGAAGUCUCCGGAGAUAUUGAUCUGUUGCUCAGUCAUCGCGAUGAGCGGGUUACCAAGAAUCUCAUCAUAGAUAUUGUCAGCAGUCUCGAGAACGAGGGCUGGAUCACCCAUACCCUGGUUCUCCACAUGACAACGUCUAGCCGAGAGCAACAAACUCUUCCAUUCCGCGGCGAUCCUGGCGCCCAUCAUUUCGAUAGCCUUGACAAAGCGCUCGUUGUAUGGCAAGACCCAUAUUUCGAUGACAAGUCUGUGACCAACACUGCAGAAAACCCCGUCGAGGAUACAGAGCAGGCGAAGCGUCGCAGAAACCCGAAUCCGCAUCGGCGUGUCGAUAUCAUUAUUUCCCCGUGGCGCACAGUUGGUUGUGCGGUGUUGGGGUGGUCAGGCGACACCACUUUUGAGCGGGAUUUGCGGAGGUAUGCCAAAAAGGCUCAUGGAUGGAAAUUCGACUCGAGUGGAGUGAGGGAAAGGACGAGUGGAGGUAAUGUGAUUGAUUUGGAGAAGGGUGGAACGACGUGGGAAGAAAGGGAGAGGUUGGUUAUGGAAGGGUUGGGUGUAGGCUGGAGGCCGGCAAGUGAGAGGUGUACGAGAUGAAUGUCUAUAGCGGAUCGAUGGUGUAUAAGUUGAUUAUGCUGGCAUUUUUGAUUACUUCACACUAGGCUAUUAUCCAUUAAUAAUUUGAAG
This is a messenger RNA of Talaromyces proteolyticus, 2452 nucleotides long. RefSeq names its product putative terminal deoxynucleotidyl transferase. Gene Ontology annotation, cellular component: nucleus. The record is from RefSeq and is a predicted model, not a curated record. The transcript has a single exon. Bases 281 to 2362 code for a protein of 693 amino acids. NCBI's taxonomy places the organism in Eukaryota, Fungi, Ascomycota, Eurotiomycetes, Eurotiales, Trichocomaceae. Gene Ontology annotation, molecular function: DNA binding; DNA-directed DNA polymerase activity. Gene Ontology annotation, biological process: double-strand break repair via nonhomologous end joining.